Messenger RNA from Anguilla rostrata (American eel), 3474 nucleotides. Its product is annotated as G protein-activated inward rectifier potassium channel 3-like. The record is from RefSeq and is a predicted model, not a curated record. The coding region runs from base 867 to 2528 and encodes 553 amino acids. Gene Ontology annotation, cellular component: plasma membrane. Gene Ontology annotation, biological process: regulation of monoatomic ion transmembrane transport; potassium ion import across plasma membrane. Gene Ontology annotation, molecular function: inward rectifier potassium channel activity. The transcript is spliced from 5 exons. Lineage: Eukaryota; Metazoa; Chordata; Actinopteri; Anguilliformes; Anguillidae.
AAAUGGAAGUGUAAAGAGCCCGGAUUCUCUGUCUCUUCCGACUGAGACAAAUUCAGUUUACGCGACUGAGCAUGCUCUGUUCAGUUUUCAGGUUUUUCCGGUUUCUUGUGCAGCGGUGGAGGAAGCAAUCAAUGAAACAGCACAGAUCUCUGACAUACAGACUCAUUCACUGUGUAACUGAGCAUGGCUCCUUCUAAAGAUACGGCAGUACCCUUGUUACCACUAGGUGGUGAUAAGACUAGCAGAGUGAAUGCAUUCUUGGCCUGACAUUAAGCGUUGACCUGAACCAGAGUUGUUUGAUUUAGCAUCCUAGUUCAUACUCUCCAAUCAAAAGUAAAUAUGCGCAUAAUACUUGUUAACAAAUGUGGCGUGUAGGCCUACCACAUAUCAACAUUACUAGAUUUAUAGUUUCAAAGUUUGUAUUGCCAGGCACUGAGUUUACGGUGAAUAUUUAGAUUUAAGAUCAUACAUUAUGGAGAGGAUAAAUUCCCGCAAACGCAAUACCGCCCGGAUUUGUGGUUUUACUAGCGAAGAGAAUCCGAAAGAGGACUUCGCAGCAGAGACUUGACUGGAACCCCAUGAUGCCCGGUAUAUGCAAGCGAGGAGCGUGUGACCCGGGGCCAGAUUGUUGACUGACCCUGACCGCGGCAUCAUCGAGAGGCGUGUCCUUCUGUCCACAUCCGGACUGCAGGUCGUCAGGGCACACGGGUACAUCGCUGGCAAGAUGUACAACAGCCCGCCUUAUACUGCACUGCAAAACGCACGCUUUUAACCACCAUCAACUGCUGCAGGAGAGAUACUGCGUUUCCUGCCGUUAAGGAUAUACAAGAGCACCAAAACAGAGCCCUGUAGAGGACCCCCCAGCCAUGAUGUCCACAGAGGUCCACAGCCGUGCGGCCUUGCAGGAGGCCCGGAGCAGGAGGCAGCAGCUCCGCCGGAACUCAGUGCCCCCGGUCCGCACCCUCAGAGCCAAACACCUCCUGGCCUACCUGCCCGGACCUGCCCAACACUCACCCCACCCGUACAUGGAGAAGGCUGAAUCCAAAGUGGUUACCAAGUCCCCACCCUGUUUGUGGGGAGCCCCUGCUGCCCAUGAAAAUGGUAGUUCCCGCGAAACCUCACCUCCUCAGCCACGACCUCCGACCCCUCAGCAGCAGGAAGAGCUCUGUGAGGUCAGCGCCGGGGCGUGUCCGGGGAAGUCGCGGCGCUACCGCAAGCGGCUCAGCUCCCGGUGGCGCCUCUCUGGCGCCCCCCGUGGCGAGUGCGGACCCGGCGGGAAGGCGCCGUCCAUCUUCUCCUUCUCCAGGCCCCUCGGGGCCCACCGGGGCCGCCCGCGGGGGCAGCGGUACGUGGAGGCGCUCGUGGGCAGCGGGAGCCGCCACCUCGGCCCCGAGGGGGAGCAGCGGCAGCGCUACGUUACCAAGGACGGAAAGUGCCGGGUCAACCUGGGCGCCAUCGACGGGCGCGCCCGCUUCCUGUCCGACGUCUUCACCACCCUGGUGGACCUGCGGUGCCGCUGGUUCCUGCUGGUCUUCACCGUCUGCUACGUCGCCACCUGGGUGGCCUUCGCCCAGAUCUACUUCCUGGACGCCUGGCUGCGGGGCGACCUGGCGCACGCCGGGGACCCCGCCUGGGCGCCCUGCUACCAGAACGUGGAUGGGUUCCUCUCCGCCCUCCUCCUGUCCGUCGAGAGCCAGAUGACCAUCGGCUACGGCCACAGGAUGGUGACGGCCGGCUGCGCGGAGGGGGCGGCGCUGCUCAUGGCCCAGUCCAUCGUGGGCUCCGUCAUCGACGUGCUCAUGAUGGGCUGCAUGUUCGUCAAGAUCUCGCGGCCGCAGAAGCGGGCGCAGACGCUGGUCUUCUCCCGCCGCUGCGUGGUGUCCCAGCGCGACGGGCGCCUCUGCCUCAUGUUCCGCGUGGGCGACCUGCGGGAGAGCCACAUGGUCGACGCCAAGAUCCGCGCUCGGCUCGUCAGGUCCCGGCUCACCGAGGAGGGCGAGUUCGUCCCGCUGGAGCAGUCCGAGAUCAACCUGGGCUUCGACACGGGCGCCGACCGGCUCUUCCUGGUGGAGCCGCAGACCAUCACGCACGUCAUCGACAGGGCCAGCCCCUUCUGGGAGACCAGCGCCGAGACUCUGAAGAGGGACAGGCUGGAGGUCAUCGUCAUCCUGGAGGGCAUAGUGGAAGCAUCAGGCAUGACAUGUCAGGCCAGGACCUCGUACACAGAAAAUGAGAUCUUGUGGGGACAUCGCUUUGAGUCCUGCAUGACCAAGGAGAAGGGGGCUUUCCAGGUCGAUUACAGCACCUUCGACAAGACGUUCCCCGUCAAGACCUGGUCCCACAGCGCUAAGGAGAUGCAGGAGAGGGGAAGGAGCGAGAGGUCAGAUCUCAGCUCCUACUGGAACACUGUCUCUGACGCCCACCCAUCCGAGACUAGCGAGCAGCUCUGGACUGAGGAAAGAGCUGGAGCUAGCGCAGAUAUCCACAGCAGGGACUCUAAGGCCUGUGACGUGUAUGCCAGAGUAUGAGUGCAUGCUUAAAUAUGAAUCAUAAACACCUUCGAAAUUUCACAUCACACAUUAUUUUUCCUGAGGCUAGUUCUGUUUUAUGAAUGUUACAUUAGAUUAGUUUUUAUUAGUUUAAAUUGAUUCUUGCAUGAUACAAGCUGCUACAUAACCAGCUUAAUUACAAUUGCCGUCUUUCCCUCAUGAAUGUGUUUCUACCCAGUUGCACAUUUGAUUACUAACUAAACACUAGCUGAAAAUGUAAUGUUUUGAGGUCAUGUCUGUUGGUUUUUUCAUUGUAAAUUUGAGUGCUCAUUUUCCCUCCACCAGUAGCGGGUACCCCUGCUUAUAUUGACCACACAGACACCUCUUUUUUGCAAGUUUAAGCUUUCUGGAUCUGCAUGCUUUCUGAACCCCACCAACUGACCCAGCCAUUAUGGGCCAAUAUGUGAAAUUUAUCUGGGAUUAGUGUUCAUGGGCAUAAUGUGUCUUUACACCAAACUUUAUGCACACUGGCCUGAACUUCACAAACUCCUGUCCCAUAAAUUAAGCUGCAAUCCUCCAAAUUAGUUCUGCUUUUCCAUUUCUAAGAUUCACAGGGACAGCCACUGAGGUCAAAAACUGAAUGGUCAAUUGCUACUCAGAUAAGUGUUUGUGUGCUGGGGCGGGUGAGAACGUGGGCCGGGGGAUUUUCUCGGAUUAGCUCACAGCAGAAAGAUUUCAGGAAUGUCUCCGCACAUUUAUCCUCCCUCACCUGGACCCUCACCUGGUCCCUCUUCACCUGGGUAAUCCCCUGCCGUACAGUACACGCACUGCCAUGCUCACUCACACUGUGCGGAGGGAGAGAGACUCAUCUCCGAAUCAAAGGCUUGUCUCAGAAAGCAGACAGCUGGAGUUACCUGGCAGGCAUUGCCAUACCCAUGAUCCCCUUCUCACUGUGAGCUGUAUGGAGUCAUUUUUGUACAUAACA